UGUGCUAUUACGUAGGGGCGUCAUGUUAGCGGGAGAUCAGCGGGGAGACCCUGUCUAAAACCCCCUGUAAAUUUAUUUGCAUGAGCUGCAAGGCUACCACGACCACGACCGCAACCGCAAGAAUAUUGGAACUUCCAAGCUCCAAGCUCCAAGCUUACCAUCAAUUGUUUCACGAAUUGAACUUGUAAAUGUGGACUUGCUUCAUGUACUUCCUGUACUUACAACCCCCACCUGUAUCUACACCUAUCUAACGCGUCAAAAACCGCAAACUCGCUGAAUCGAAUCAAUACGAAUCCACGAUUUCCCUUCCGAUCAAUGGGAUGAACGCGCCGAUAUGAAUCUGCUACUUUCCGACGAUUACCUGCUCCAGGAUUACCCUGAGAAUAUCACCAAUACUAUUCGAUCCGGCCACACAACAUGUCUGCGUUUCAAUCGGAGAGGUGACUACCUCGCCUCCGGUCGCGUCGAUGGUACCGUCGUAGUUUGGGAUCUCGAGACGAUGGGUGUGGCAAGGAAGUUGAGAGGUCAUAGGGCGGCAAUCACUUCCCUGAGCUGGUCUAGAUGCGGCCGGUACUUGCUCUCCGCCUGCCAAGGUUGGAGGGCUGUUCUCUGGGAUCUGAAAGAUGGCACGAGGUACAGAGAAGUGCGCUUCCGCGCGCCCAUCUAUACCGCGGAUCUCCACCCUUGGAACCACAAUUUAUUCGUAGCAUCCAUUUUUGACGAAGCCCCAUCGCUUGUUGACAUGACCGGCCUUAGCGAUGUAAAGCACACGCUCCCCUCCGCGCCUAAAAGAACGAAUACCGACGUCGACGCCGCGACUAAAGAGAAGCAAGCGAAAGAGGAUGCAAAGCAGAUGACUACUGCAGCGGUCUGGACGGCCGCAGGCGAUCAUAUCCUUGCGGGCACGAACAAAGGUCGCUUCAACAUUAUAGAUGCCCACACCCACGAAAUUAUAUGGUCAGAAAAGAUAUGUAGUUCUGUGGUCACUACGCUGCGUUUGACGAGCUCCGGACGUGAAAUGCUGGUUAACUCGCAGGAUCGCAUCAUCAGAACCUUCCACCUACCCAAUCUCUCGGCCGAAGAUCUCGACCCCGAUACAAUACAAAUGCCGCUCGAGCAUAAAUUUCAAGAUGUCGUUAAUCGACUGUCCUGGAACCAUGUCACAUUCAGCGCUACAGGGGAAUACGUGGCAGCAUCUACAUACAACAAUCACGAAUUAUACAUCUGGGAGCGAAAUCACGGCAGUCUUGUUCGAAUGCUAGAGGGACCAAAGGAGGAGCAAGGAGUAAUUGAGUGGCACCCGCAUAGGGCCAUAUUAGCUGCUUGUGGGCUCGAAACCGGCCGUAUCUACAUCUGGUCGGUGACCACACCGCAACGCUGGUCGGCAUUGGCGCCAGACUUCGUCGAGGUCGAGGAAAAUGUGGAGUAUAUCGAGAAGGAGGACGAAUUCGAUAUCCACCCUCAAGAGGAGAUCAAUAAGCGUAGGCUGGAUAGGGAAGAUGAAGAUAUCGAUGUGUUGACGCUGGAUCCGAGCAACAGAUACGACGAGGACAUCGACGGCGCGGGGUUUCAGAUGCCAGUACUGUUUAAUCUAGGCGAGAGCGACAGCGAAGAGGAGUUCGUUACGGUCUCGACAGGUACGGUGCGGCGCAGAAGUCUAGGCGAAGGACAAGAAGGCGAGGCUGCUGAUGAAGAGAAGACGGCUGGAGGCAAGAAGACGGUUCCUGCGAAAAGCACCAGAGGAAGGAAGAGAUGACUUAUAAUACAUACCUGACCUGCCCAGAUACCUAUAUAGUAGGUACGCAGUUGCUAGCUACUAGGUAAUAAUAACCCGAUACCCCUCUAAUGAGAAAUAUUCCGAGAAAUCCAUCUAUCAAGUGUAGUCAAAUAACCAGUAGUUACUAUGUGACUAGGUAGGUGCUUCGGUUCAUACUGUACUAACCAGGAUAUGGUGUCAUGUAAUGGUCUGAUCUCCUUGUUACGUUGGCUGUUGCUGACCUAAUAUCUCUGAUGGUGGUGAGUAACAUGCAUCUGCACCGUUAACCUUGAGACCAUUCACAUGAUAAAUAUGUAGUAAAUAUGUACCUAGUCAAGUACAAUGGGAUUAGUAUCAUAAUGGUACAUACCUUGCACUGGGUGAUUCUAUGUGGUUACUAUUUUUUUUUUAAA
Hypoxylon fragiforme is the source of this 2169-nucleotide messenger RNA. RefSeq names its product WD40 repeat-like protein. Gene Ontology annotation, cellular component: Set1C/COMPASS complex. Gene Ontology annotation, molecular function: protein binding. Bases 335 to 1756 code for a protein of 473 amino acids. The transcript has 2 exons. Lineage: Eukaryota; Fungi; Ascomycota; Sordariomycetes; Xylariales; Hypoxylaceae. The record is from RefSeq and is a predicted model, not a curated record.